AUGACUUCUGUCCAGAUGUUCUUGUCGCUCCUGUUGGUGUUGUCCGCCACAUUUUACUGUGGCACCACCUCUACCAUAGAAGUUCUGAUGGACAAUGUGGUGGUCCUGAAAGUCCCUCAUGGUGAUUCCAGAAUACAUGUUCCUCUGACAUGUGGAGAGGCCCAUGAAGAUGGGUCUGUGUUCUGGAAGAAAGACGGUGAGGAGAUCAAGCCGGCCCUCCAGGGGAGGCAGGUGAACGUUGUGGUUCAUGAGCUGCAGGGAGGAAACUACAGCUGCCACCUGAGCUCAAACGGACACUACCUAAACCACACCGUGGUUCUGACACAACAGGACCCAGACAACAAGACGGUCAUCCUGGAAGAGGAACGCCCUGGAGAAGGUCACAUCCGCUGCUUAGCUCCAAACUACAACGGCUCAUUCCACUGCAAAUGGACCAGAAACAUGUACAGAACCAACGCUGAGGUGCUGCUGUUCAAAGCACAGCGUUUUUUAGAAACACUUCCUUGCCAAGUGGACUCUGAUGGAUCAGGACUUGUCUGCCAGGAUGCCGGCUGCCCGUAUCGUGAAGAGCAGCACCGCAUCUCCCUGGUGGUCUACAUGGUCAGCUCUUCCCUGCUGGAGGUCUACACCAGCACCUUCUACCUGAGGGACAUUGUGAGACCAGAACAACUUCCUGGUCUACGCACCCUUGAAGGCAAAGAGUUCCACUGGAGCUACCCUGAGUCCUGGCAGAGACCCUGCACCUUCUUCAGUCUGCGCUUCCAGGUCAAGGUGGUUCGCAUCGGCCUCCCAUGUGACUCGAACCAGCACAUUAUGAAUGAAGAGACGAAUAGAACCAGCUUCAAGGUGGACAUAAAAUCCAACAAGUUUGUGUUUUGUGUGCGCGCCCAGGACAAGUACACGCGUGGGCUCUGGAGCCUCUGGAGACAGUGCACGUGA
Dunckerocampus dactyliophorus (ringed pipefish) is the source of this 939-nucleotide messenger RNA. It is a transcript of the gene il12bb, whose product is annotated as interleukin 12B, b. The record is from RefSeq and is a predicted model, not a curated record. NCBI's taxonomy places the organism in Eukaryota, Metazoa, Chordata, Actinopteri, Syngnathiformes, Syngnathidae. Gene Ontology annotation, molecular function: protein binding. The transcript has 7 exons. The coding region runs from base 1 to 939 and encodes 312 amino acids.